Molecule: messenger RNA, 2071 nt
Organism: Bactrocera dorsalis (oriental fruit fly)
Lineage: Eukaryota; Metazoa; Arthropoda; Insecta; Diptera; Tephritidae
Product: XK-related protein 6
Exons: 6
Coding region: 319-1551 (410 amino acids)
Biological process (GO): phosphatidylserine exposure on apoptotic cell surface; engulfment of apoptotic cell; apoptotic process involved in development
Cellular component (GO): plasma membrane
Source: RefSeq, a predicted model, not a curated record
UCAGCUGUUUGAUAUUUUCUUUUAUUUUUUGUUUUUCGCACAAUAUUUUUUGUUUUGCUUGUCUUGUUAUGGCAAAAUGUUACUCGUGAAAUUGUUUUUAUGGUAUUAAUUACCGAGAACAUACAAGAAGUUUCAGUUUAACAUUUUCACGUACAAGUUGUGCGGAUUAGCUACUCUUUCACAUUAAAUACAAGGACAUCGUAUGACGAAAAAAAUUAAUGCAAAAUUAUCAGUCUGCGCAGGCGUUUAACAAAUGAAUUAAAUCACCUACGAAUAGCAAUACUCUUGGAAUGUUUAGUUUUCAAUCUAUUAGUAGUAAUGGCGUCAACGAAUAACAUUUCUACCCUUUUGGAAUGGAUGAAAUACACUCACAGUCGGUGCAUACUGAAAAGCACUUUGCCACAAUGUAUGGAGACGGAGGCAGAUGGUACCUUCGGCGAUGAGGUUGAUACUGAAGCAAGCGAGCGGAAGAAUGAAACAAUUUCGUACUUAGAGAUAGGCAUGACAGUUAAUUCCAUAUUAAUUCGCGUAAUUGCUGUAUUACUCAAUAUCAAAUUGGCUGUGGACUAUUAUCAACAAGGAGAACAAAGUUAUUGCAUUUGGACAGUGGUAUGCAUGGUGGUGCCAAUGUGUGUCACUGCGCUAAUAUAUGCUACAAUGUGUUAUCAAGAUAAAAAAUUUGAUGGCGGAUUCAAGAAGGCAACGAAAACAGCAUUACUGGUUAUUGUAGCUUCACUUUUUCUCAGAUAUUGGAAAACGCUUAUAUAUUCCUUAAAAUGUAAACGUGCAGAACUGCAAGGAAAUCGAGAUGAGCAAUCAGAUUAUUACAAUCGCACUACGAAAGAAGAAAGCGACAUUGCUUUGAUUCGUUUGUUUGAGUGUUUCAUGGAAACGGCUCCACAAAAAAUAUUGCAAAUAUCAAUAAUACUAAUGCAAGAAAAUCAAAUCACAGCAACUCAAAUACUUAGUGUGCUGCUUUAUCUUUCGAGCGUACCAUGGACGUUAUUCAGUUAUAAUCGAUGCAUACGUGCCGCGCAACCAAAUAAAAACAAGUUAAGCUAUUGGUAUAUGGCGCCACAUCUCUGUUGGCACUUUUGUAUUUCACUAUCGCGCAUCUUUUGUAUUGCUUUUGUGGCUGUGCUUUUUCCCGUCUGGACAAUAGUUGCUUGCGUUCUGCACGCCGUCAUAUUGGGAUUCGUCACAUACAUAGUGGAACGUCCGGAAUUCACCAGCAUUAUUUCAAUAAAUAAUUUUCUCUUUUGCAUCGCAUUAGGUUUCGUUUACAUAUUCAUUUACAUUCCAGUCAAGGAGGCACCAACGAGAUACAAAUAUGCGUUGUACUAUCUAAUUUGUUCGAUAGAAAAUAUCAUAUGUGUGGGCUUAUUCAUACAUUAUCCACCAAACAAUCUUUUAGAAUCUAUUAGUCUUUUCUACACAAUUUGUGUUUUGGCCAUUGUCUUUUAUUACGUCGGCAUUUGUUGUAUGCUCAUUUACUACGUAAAUUAUCAUCCAAAUGUAAAAACAAAAAGAAACAAAAAUACCAAUGGUUGAAAUAUUUAGUUGCAAAUGAGCAUUUAUAAAUAUAAUCAAGUAUUAAAAUACAUUCUCAAAUAUAUUUACAUAUAAGUAUAUAGUAAGUUGACAAAAGCUUUAUUAUGAAGAAAAAAUCUCUCCAACUGAUAUUCUACUUGCAUCUACAGGUUAAUGACAAUGUAUUCAUAUAGAGUUUAAUAAAAUAAAAAAAUAUAUAUUUUUAUAAAUUAAAAUAAGACUUUGUAAAUAAAAUGAUGUUUGCUCACAUGCAUAUAUUAUUUAAAAAAAAAUAGAAAUUUUCCAUCUUUUCGUAUACAUACAUUAGUACAUUCGAAAUUAUUUCCAUAUAUUUAUACUGCAAAAUUUGUGCAUAAACUAAACAAGCUAAAAUUAACAAAAAAUGUUUAAAAUAAAUACCCAACUGUAUAUGAAUACAAAAUAUAUUAGUCUCAAAUACUUAUGUACAUUCAAUUAAGUUGUUAACGAAUGUUAUCAAAUUAGUUAAUACGUCUGCAAUAAACGAUUAUAGUAACCAGUA